Molecule: messenger RNA, 2097 nt
Organism: Lactuca virosa
Lineage: Eukaryota; Viridiplantae; Streptophyta; Magnoliopsida; Asterales; Asteraceae
Source: the annotation of a GenBank genome assembly
AUGGAGAACGAUAAGAACAUCAAUUCAAUCGAAAGACCACCAGUUGAGAUGCUAUUGAAGAAAAUCCAAGAGCUAGAAAAAGGUCAUGCCCACCUCAAAGAAGCGAUUUCAAAGCUCAUAAUCUCCGACGAGUACAAAAAAUCAGUAUCACCCGUCAGAGGCGGCGCCUCCCAGACCUUCUCCAAAACGGAAUCUUCAUCUUACCGGAAAAUUUUACCACUGAGAAGAGAAAACAAUAAUGAUAGGUUCCAUGAAGGCGGUGGCGCGGCCGUCGACGGUGGUGGGGCCAUGAAGCUGACAGAAAAUCAAUAUAUGAACAUAUUACAGACAAUGGGUCAAGCAUUGCAUGUAUUCGAUCUCACAGGUCGCAUAAUCUACUGGAACCAAAUGGCACAGAGCCUCUAUGGUUACACAGUCGAGGAAGCCAUCGGAAAAACUGCUCCCGACAUCAUUAUACCACCUAAUUAUUCAGAACUGGCUAAUAUCAUCAUACACAGAGGAUUACAGGGAGAAAGAUGGUCAGGGGAGUUUCCUGUUCGACAUAAAAGAGGGCAAAGGUUUACUGUUAUCACUAACGUCUCGCCAUUUCACGAUGAAAAUGGAACAAUUCGUGGUGCUAUGUGUAUUUCAACUGAUUCUCGCCCAUUUCGGGAAAUAAUUCCACAAUUAAACGUUAAUAUUGCGCCAUGGAGGAUUUCUUACUCUAAAUUUGGUCUUGAUGAUCAACAACCUCUACAAUCUGCAAUCGCCUCAAAGAUUUCAAAUUUGGCUUCCAAGGUCAAGUCAAAAAUAAAGACAAGAGAGAACAAUGAGGAUGAUUUCACCAAGAGUGGAGACUAUCAUUAUUACGAUAUUGCCCCUUGUGAUCAUACUCAAGAAGCAGGUUGUAGUAUCGACAGUAUGAAAUCUCCAUAUGGACAUUUUACCGUAAAGCCCUCAACGGAUUCUAGCAGGGGUAGUGAAAAGGAAAACAAACUUGGGAUCCAUGAAGUUUUAUCUUCAAAAGCAGAGGCAUGGUUGGGCAAAAAGGGAAUUUCAUGGCCAUGGAAAGGAAAUGAAAGUGAUCAAGAUCACGAUUAUGGUCCACAAACAAGUUCUAGUGCUUCUAUAAAAGUAGAAAGUCAAAUGCAUGAAAGUUUUAUUAAUACUAAUGAGGCUCCAAAGUCGUUGUCUUCAUGUGGUGCAAGUAGCUCAGAAAGUAAUGUUAUCUAUAAAAUUGACAUCGAUAUUGACAAUUUGGAUGUUGAAGUAUCAUGGGACGAUUUGGUAAUUAACGAACAAAUUGGACAAGGUUCGUGUGGGACCGUAUAUCAUGGACUGUGGUAUGGAUCGGAUGUUGCAAUCAAAGUAUUUAGCAAGCAAGAAUACCCUGAAGAUGUGAUACUAUCCUUUAGAAAAGAGGUGUCUCUAAUGAAAAGACUCCGACAUCCGAAUAUUUUGCUCUUUAUGGGUGCAGUAACUUCACCUCAUCAUCUAUGCAUUGUUUCAGAGUUCCUUCCACGUGGAAGUUUGUUCGGGUUACUUCAAAGAAAUACAACCAAAUUAGAUUGGAGACGCCGCAUUCAUAUGGCCAUGGAUAUUGCACGAGGGAUGAAUUAUCUUCAUCAUUGCAACCCACCUAUCAUUCACCGUGAUUUGAAGUCUUCUAACCUUCUUGUUGAUAAAAAUUGGACUGUGAAGGUUGGUGACUUUGGUAUCUCGCGUAUCAAGCAUGAAACUUACUUGUCAACAAACACUGGAAAAGGAACACCUCAAUGGAUGGCUCCAGAUGUUCUUCGUAACGAGCAAGUGGAUGAAAAGUCGGAUGUGUAUAGCUAUGGCGUGGUAUUAUGGGAACUUACUACUGAAAAGAUUCCUUGGGAUCAUCUGAACUCAAUGCAGGUUAUUGGAGCUGUAGGGUUCAUGAAUAAAAGGCUGGAGAUUCCAAAGGACAUCGAUCCACAAUGGGCUUCUCUUAUAGAAAGCUGUUGGUCCAGUGAACCAAAAUCCCGACCAACAUUCCAAGAAAUACUAAUUAAGCUCAAGGAUAUGCAGAGGAAGUUGGUGAUUCAAACUCAGGUUCCCCGUAGAGUUAACAGCAAUCAAAAGGGAUCAUAA